Messenger RNA from Scedosporium apiospermum, 1470 nucleotides. RefSeq lists its product as uncharacterized. Gene Ontology annotation, biological process: metal ion transport; transmembrane transport. The transcript is spliced from 7 exons. Gene Ontology annotation, cellular component: membrane. Lineage: Eukaryota; Fungi; Ascomycota; Sordariomycetes; Microascales; Microascaceae. Gene Ontology annotation, molecular function: metal ion transmembrane transporter activity. The coding region runs from base 1 to 1470 and encodes 489 amino acids. The record is from RefSeq and is a predicted model, not a curated record.
AUGAGUUUGCCACAAUUUGAAGAACGGAAGACCCCCGUAGCGACAGAAAGCAUUGUCGAACCAGGCCCGGUGACCGACGCGUCAGGCCCUAGUUGUGAGACUGAGAAUCACUUGUUCUGUGCCCGUGGCCACUCGAGUGCUGGAAACGUACUACAAGGGAAUUGGCUGCGAGAUGAGACGCAAAUAAAGAACUUUGUCGAUGUCGAGGAUGAUGCUGCCCCUUCGCCAUGCACUCCAUCAGCAUCGCUAAUUGCAGUUUCUCCUAGUGCCACUACCGGAACAGGGACGGUAGAUCCCAUCGGUGCGAAGCGGGAGGUGCUCCAAGAGAUUAUAGGCGCCCUCGAUUUCCACAGAAGAGUGGAAGGUCUCAUCCCUUCCUUGCGCGGGGUGUUCGCCUGUUUCCGAGGUGCCAACAGGGGAGAUUCGGCGCCCAUCACGUUACACGUCAUCUUCUGCUCUCCAAAAUAUCCUGUCCGCGAGAUCUUUUUCACCCUCAGGAUUCAAUUUAGCGCCGAUGGACGCACAGUCAUGAACACGCGAUGUCUUUUGUUCGACAAUCUGCCGAACAACCAUUCCGAAAACGAAAAGGUAGUCCCUAUGAAUAGAGAUGGACACCUGGAUCGCAUUCUAAGUGCCCUGGAGAUCGACUCCCACUAUGGAACCCCGGCAUGGUACCACCCUUUGACGGCAACGCUAGCAUUGGUGAGGGAAUGCAAAUGGUCCUGCUCCGUGAGGCAAGAAACUUUGAAUGAUUACAUUCUUUCUACGGAAAGAGCCACCAAUACGGCUGCCUGGACCAACGAGCCCCAAUUAUCGCCUUGGAGAAGCAACUUCAUGGAGAAAACCGUCAAGCUGCAGCUCUACAGGACAAAUCUUUCUAUUGUCACCGACUCGCUGGAUUUCCUGCUGGGUGUCUGGGACUCUGUCUCGGAAUGGAGUCAGGGCAAUGAGGGCUUCAAAAUAGUGAGGUUGGACCGCGGCCCCUCCUGCUCUUCCGAAAGUCUUGCCGGGCUCCUCUGGAGAACGUUAAGUCAAGAACAGAGACUUGAGGCGCUAGACGACCUUUCGUUUGAAAGGUACACCACAUCGAGGAUGAAGAGCCAACUAGAAAGCUUGAAUGGUCGGUACGAGGCUCAAUCUGGCCUACUUGACUCGCUUGUUUCGCAAAAUGAGAGUCAGCAGUCCGCCGUGCUGUCUGUCAUCGCACUAAUUUUCGCGCCUGCUAGCAUCAUACUGAGUAUAUUCAGCCUCCCGUUCGUCACGUACCCCACGGAGCGCGAGUGGAGCAUCCGCCUCUUCAUCGAAGUCAUUGUGCCUUCUUCCGUCUUGCCCGUCCUGUUGGGGUAUCUCUACCUCAUACGCCACGACAUAUUUGGCGUUAUCGACAAGUUUGCUAGGACCACUUUCGAGUUUAUUGGGUUCGCAGACCGUGUGCUGGGUUUCCGCAGCAAGGGUUUCUGCUGCGACUAA